UAUUGUGCACAUUUUUACGAUCACAGAAGUUUCGUUCCUAGCAACAGUGAACCACCACUACUUGAUUCAACAUGUCCGGCAUCGCCGCAUCACGACUUGGUGAGGAACGUAAAGCCUGGCGUAAGGACCAUCCAUACGGUUUCGUUGCUCGCCCAGUGAAGAACAUCGAUGGUUCGCUAAAUCUGAUGACAUGGGAGUGUGCCAUUCCCGGAAAGAAAGGAACACCAUGGGAAGGUGGACUGUACAGAUUGAAGAUGAUUUUCAAAGAUGACUACCCCACUAGCCCACCAAAGUGCAAGUUCGAACCGCCGUUGUUUCACCCGAACGUGUAUCCAUCCGGCACCGUGUGUCUGUCGCUAUUAGACGAGGAGAAAGAUUGGCGUCCCGCGAUCACCAUAAAACAGAUUCUGCUUGGCAUUCAGGAUCUGCUCAACGAACCCAACAUUAAGGACCCGGCACAGGCAGAAGCGUACACGAUUUACUGCCAAAACCGACUGGAGUAUGAGAAGCGUGUGCGUGCUCAGGCCAGAGCUAUGUCGGCCACGGAUUAAA
This is a messenger RNA of Anopheles maculipalpis, 552 nucleotides long. RefSeq names its product SUMO-conjugating enzyme UBC9-B. Gene Ontology annotation, molecular function: SUMO conjugating enzyme activity. The coding region runs from base 72 to 551 and encodes 159 amino acids. Lineage: Eukaryota; Metazoa; Arthropoda; Insecta; Diptera; Culicidae. The transcript has a single exon. Gene Ontology annotation, cellular component: nucleus. Gene Ontology annotation, biological process: protein sumoylation. The record is from RefSeq and is a predicted model, not a curated record.